Molecule: messenger RNA, 852 nt
Organism: Alternaria novae-zelandiae
Lineage: Eukaryota; Fungi; Ascomycota; Dothideomycetes; Pleosporales; Pleosporaceae
Exons: 3
Coding region: 1-852 (283 amino acids)
Source: RefSeq, a predicted model, not a curated record
AUGGUGAUUCAAAAGCGCUGGACAUGGACGCGAGAAUUAAUGGAUGUGCCUGAAAUGGAGCAGAACGAGGACGAGGCUGAGCGGGUCUUGUUUGCCCCUGGUGAGAACCAAUCCCCAUCCGGUGACGCCUGGCUGAUUUCUGGCAUUGAUCAGGGAGUGAAAUCCGACGAGGCUAUCCACUUCAAUCAGCCUUCCAGUCUACUUCAAGACCAGCUCCGCGAACUAGAGGAAAGACUGGGAGAGCUAGACAAGGAACACUAUGAGUCAAAAGACAAGAAGCAAAAUCUAAGGGUCGUCUCCCGCAUCAGAGAUUUGGAGGUUGCUCAAAUUGUCCAAGACGAAGGUGUAACUGGCGAAGAGACCGAUUACGAGGCAAAAGUUGAGCAAGGUGGUCGACUUGCCCGAGAAGCCAUUCGCAAUCGCAGCGAGAGAGCCAUGCUACUGGAAGAGAUUGAACAGAAACUCAUCAGGUACGACGAAGCCCUGGCAAAUUCCCGAAGACUGAAUGAGUUUCAACGACCGAGUGACCGCGAUCGAUCUGACCUCGAACAAUGGCUUGACAACACUAAACCCGUGAACUUUGAACCAGAGGAGAACUUCAUUCGGUUCAAGUACGACCUCAUCACCUUGAACCCCAGAACGGAUUCUGGUAAGAUUGACGCCUGGGUUGAGAAAGCCAUUGGCAAACUGCCCAAGAAGAAAACCACUGUGAGUAUGUUCUGGUACCACUGCAAUGUUCAUCAGGCUGAUGUUUGCGCACGAAGUGGUUCUACAAGCAGAAGUUUCGAGGCUUUGAAAAUCAGUACACGCGUUUCUUCCAUGUUUCUCGGGUUGAACGCCUCGCUGUUAUGA